Polypterus senegalus (gray bichir) is the source of this 2303-nucleotide messenger RNA. Its product is annotated as neuropeptide FF receptor 1-like. Gene Ontology annotation, biological process: G protein-coupled receptor signaling pathway. The record is from RefSeq and is a predicted model, not a curated record. The transcript has 4 exons. Bases 809 to 2092 code for a protein of 427 amino acids. Gene Ontology annotation, molecular function: peptide binding; neuropeptide receptor activity. Lineage: Eukaryota; Metazoa; Chordata; Cladistia; Polypteriformes; Polypteridae. Gene Ontology annotation, cellular component: membrane.
CUGCUGGGGUACUUCGAAAUACGAGAUCAGACAAAUCCGAGAUCACAAUCCUAGACCAGGAAAGAGCUAAACAUGUAAUGCCACUGUCAGAAGCAGAAUCUAAAUGGACACAUAGCAGGACAUCACUUAUAUUUGUUCUCAGCAUUCAAACUCAACGCCCAGAAAAGUUGCUUUAUUUAAAUCAUCAUCAGCAGCGGCACAUGCUUCUUAUUGAUGACUUCGAAAAGAGUCCUCGCGUCUGUGCUGGUUCUGUGUCUCAGUAUGCUUAGAGUGGCUCCGAUCAUUCUACACACCACACCUACGCCCCAUCCCCAAACGGUAUAAAAGCGAAAAAUCCGCUUCACGAAUGCCAAGAUUUCAAGCGGACCUGAGAAAGUGGACAGCCCUUUGUGUACCGGCUAAACUGAGUGGCGCAUUUUCAAGCGAUUCCCGUGCUUAUCACGGCAGGUGGUUACGAAGCUAGUUUGCCGUCUGUAGGUAAAAUAAGAAAAGAAGUACAUUGAGACAUUUGCUUAUUAUGCACGGCGGCACACUUGUGGAGAGCAGCUCCAACAAUAAUACAUUUUUAAUAAGGGUGAAACAAACCCUCUCCAAGUGGUCCUGCUGAGGCGCAGCCAGGUAAAACCAACUACCGGGGACGACGGAGGGAGAUCGAUCCCUGGAAAUUUGGAAGGAUUUGUGGGAGCAGCAAAAACAUUUUUUGAUACUCGAGUUCACGAGUACGCUUUUGCACGACCACGGAAAAGUGCUGUUCGAUGGUAGGAAUGCGUUCUGGAAGGUGGCUCCGAUCUGCGCUUGACACAGAGUGAUGGAAGAUUUUUCCACUUCUACGACUGUUGACGGCAGUUCAUACCUCUCUGAGGUUGACCACAGCAACAGAUCCCUGAGCAAAUGGGAAAACUAUACCUUCUCUUCCUAUUAUCAGCAUUCUUCAUCUGUGGCAUCCUUAUUCAUUGUAGCCUACGUCUUCAUCUUUCUGCUCUGCAUGGUGGGGAAUAGUCUUGUCUGCUUGAUUGUGCUGAAGAACAAAAAAAUGCGGACGGUCACCAACAUGUUCAUUUUGAACCUAGCAGUCAGCGACUUGCUAGUGGGCAUUUUUUGUAUGCCCACCACCCUUGUGGACAACCUGAUCACAGGCUGGCCAUUUAACAAUGCCGUGUGUAAGAUGAGCGUCAUUCAAGGGGCCUCAGUUUCAGCCUCUGUUUUUACUCUUGUAGCCAUUGCAGUUGAGAGGUUCCGCUGCAUUGUCUAUCCCUUCCAUCAAAAGCUCACUUUAAAGAAAGCUCACAUUACAAUAAUAAUCAUCUGGGUUUUGGCACUAAUCAUGAUGUCCCCGUCUGCUGUCACUCUGACUGUUGUAAAAGAAGAGUACCAUUUUAUGGUUGAUGAGUUCAACAAUACAUACCCUUUUUACACUUGCUGGGAAGCCUGGCCGGAUCAUGAGAUGCGCACCAUCUAUACAACCAUAUUAUUCUCCCACAUUUAUCUUGCACCACUGAUCCUGAUUGUUAUUAUGUAUGCUUGGAUUGCUGUUAAACUUUUCAGGUCACCAGUCCCUAUAAGGGAUGGACACACUGAAGAUCAUGAUGGCCAUCGAGUCUCUAGGAAGAAGAUUAAAGUCAUUAACAUGCUCCUGAUUGUAGCUUUGCUCUUCAGUUUGUCCUGGUUGCCUCUCUGGACUCUGAUGCUGCUGACAGACUAUGGGAAGCUGACAGCAAGUCAGCUCAAUCUAGUGACUGUAUACAUCUUUCCAUUUGCACAUUGGCUGGCGUUCUUUAACAGCAGUGUCAACCCUAUUAUUUAUGGCUAUUUCAAUGAAAACUUCAAAAGGGGGUUUCAGGCAGCUUUCAAGUUUCAGUUGUGCUUUGCAGAAAUGGAGCAUCAUGAGACUUAUGAAACAAGGGCUAGCGCUGGAAACCACAACCGAAUAUUUGUGGAAGUUCAACCUAACAUACCCAAGGAAGACAAAAAAGUGGAGAAGACGUUAAUGUUUGGUCAGAGAAAUGGGAAAGUGUCUCAUGGGCUGGUGGUGGACAGAUUUAAUAAAGACUGUUUGCAUAGCAAUAAGAGUGUGUCAGCCUGGGACAGAUAAAUUUCCUCAGCUUUUUUUGUAUUCUUAACACAAAAUGAUAAAUUAUGGGAGAAAAUCCUAAAGUUCAAGGUGAAUGCCUUCAUGAUUUUCUGUAUUAUCACUAAGAAGACUUAAUUACAGGACCUGGUGGAAUACUCAGAUUAACAGACUUUGUUUUGUGUAUUACUCCUUGAAGGUGCUUUAUUAGUACUAUGCGAAAAUAAAGUUGUUU